AUGGACCCCUCGAACCCUGCCACACCUGCUCAGCAGGCGAUUACCAGCUUGGAGCACUUCCGACAGAUUCAAGCUGCGGAGGAGGCAGCUGCAGAGGCAGCCGCAGCCGCCAAGGGGAACACCACCGCCGCCGACUUCCCGCUCGAUCCGGCCGAGCAAUGUGCUUUGAUUGAUCAAUUUGUUGCGGCCCUCUUGAACACGGACGGCAUCGUCGACAACUAUCGUCACGAUCCGACCGAGAACUCUGAAGUGAAGUUCGUCCUUGGUCUUCCGAGAGAGAAGAUAGUGAGAAAGGGUUGGGAAGUUAUGGAUUAUGAUUACAAAGUCCAACGAGGAAUCAUCCACCCUGACGCGUUCUGCCCUGAACUACCCAACUUUAUGACCAGGUGGAGGUUGACCUUGAGCACCUUUCGGAAAUCAAAGGCUGCUUGUUCCGACUUGUUCACCCUCCCGUAUUUGUGGAGGUACACGUGCAAUCCGGUUGCCGAAUUGGAGUUUGGUGGCUCGUACGAGACCAUCAACAACAUCACUACGGUCAGAAAUGCGGCAGGCGAGACCAUCGAAACGCUCAUUAAGCCUCAGAAACGCCUUCUUUCAGAGUUUCUGGACGACGACCUGGCCGCAUUUGCGAAGGCCAAGCGACAGAGAAGGGUUACCGGAUCUUCUUCAACCUUCGGAGCUACAUCUAGUAGCCCUGCAGUGGCGGCAGAAAACCUGCCAAUGAUCGAUAAGCAACUUGCUCAUCAGCAGAACCAAGAGGGAUCAGGACCUUUUAUUGUCUCCAAUGUCCUCAGCAGCCCUGAGCCCGGUUUCGCCAACUACAGCCCUCUUGACCAGUACCAGGCGCCCCAUCACCAACAGUCAUUGGACGGAGAGUUUGGCUACAACUCGCUGGAUCAGUAUCUGACUGGUCCCGAGCCCGGAGCAGAUGCCGGUCCCUUGAUGUGGGAUCAAGAGCAUCAGCAGCCCGACGAUUUCAUGGAUUUCUUUGACCUCGACGAAUACAUCCGCCGUUCCCAACCUAUUGCUGGCAGUUCCCGAGACAAUGGUCGCAGUCAAGCUGGCGAGGGAUCUGAAUCUGCGGAUCAGUCCAAGAACUAG
This is a messenger RNA of Neurospora tetrasperma FGSC 2508, 1101 nucleotides long. RefSeq lists its product as uncharacterized. Bases 1 to 1101 code for a protein of 366 amino acids. The record is from RefSeq and is a predicted model, not a curated record. The transcript has 5 exons. Lineage: Eukaryota; Fungi; Ascomycota; Sordariomycetes; Sordariales; Sordariaceae.